Molecule: messenger RNA, 987 nt
Organism: Rodentolepis nana
Lineage: Eukaryota; Metazoa; Platyhelminthes; Cestoda; Cyclophyllidea; Hymenolepididae
Source: the annotation of a GenBank genome assembly
UUGAAAAAGUUCUGCCUUGGAUAUACCAUUCCUCUUAUCGGGAAAUGGGGUCUUAGUGACGGUAAAGUAGACAUCAGUUUCAACCUCGAUUCCAUUUUUGGGACGGAUAUUUAUUCGGUUCUACAGACCAGAGGAUUCAUCCCAAAUCCUUUAACUGGUUAUGGUGACAUUGAACUCCGUCCACUCAGUUAUGGAAAUUGGACUUAUUCUCACUAUAUCCAUCUUGGUUAUAAAGAUAUCCUUAAAACCAUUUUUCUUGAACUUGAUCAAAUAGAUUCCUAUUGUUGUGUUUAUCUAAAUUAUCGCUUGCUUAUUUGCACAGAUAGUAGUUUUAUCCGGUACUCUGUACCUAUCUCGCCUUAUACUCGUCAUGGUUGGAACUUCCUUCAGUUAAAGUUUAAUUCAACUCCUAUAAUGGCCAGAUCAGCUUAUCAGAAGUUAGCUCCAAAUCCCCCACCACCUAGAUGUUGGCCGAGCGUUUUCAAUGGAGAAUGUUUUAUUAACGCUGUAAGAACGACUCAGGCCUCCUUUGGAUGGGAUUGGGGACCAGCUUUUCCAAUUCAGGGCUUUUGGAAAACGCCAUCACUUCGAUUUAAUGUAGUCUGGUUAGGAGAUGGAGUUCAGUUUUUCCCAACUUUGGAAGGAACCACAUGGAGAGCGGCAGUAUCUGUGGAGAUUAUUGGAGGGAAGCCGAAUUCGAAGGUCUGUGUCAGCGUCAAAUUAGGAGGUGGACUAAUGAAAAAUUUUGAAAAGCGAUGUAUCCGUAAUGAAAGAAAUAGUACAGACGUUUGGAUGGAAUUGCCACUUAAUGGAAACUCAUCCGUGAUUCCUUGGUGGCCCAUUGGGGUACACAGUGGUCCCAAAGUCUACUCUUUGAUGGUUCAACUCAGAGACGUUUGGGGAGGAUAUCUCUACGAUAGCCGAUUAUUUCGGGUUGGAUUUCGACAGGUGGAGUUAAUUCAGGUAAACUUUCAAAAUUACUUUUAA